This is a messenger RNA of Brenthis ino (lesser marbled fritillary), 465 nucleotides long. The record is from the annotation of a GenBank genome assembly. NCBI's taxonomy places the organism in Eukaryota, Metazoa, Arthropoda, Insecta, Lepidoptera, Nymphalidae.
AUGGUCCUAAUGCAAAAUGUUGACUCGACGAGCGGCGUGCGGAUUUCAAAUGACGAAAAGCGGUUACGUGUAACUGUACUAGCCGGUCGGCCGGGGACGCUGCCGCCGCCAACGAGGUCAGUAGUGCCGGCAGUAGUGGCUACGAGCGCGGUGGGCGAGAGCGAGCUUACUUCAACUUCUACAAAGAAAAUAAUUUAUCAGCGCAUCUUUAGAGCGCGGACAAUCUGUUCAAACAGCGCACUGCUGGCGGAGCGAAUGGCACAGGGAAAACUAAUGAACGGUAUAUCGUCGCGUGGAACGGGACGUGACGUGCUCAAGCGCGCGGCGCCGGGCUGCGACUGUCGCGCCGCGGUGGUCUCUCGGCUGCGCGCGCGCUCUGCAGGAGAACAUGUUAUUCAGUGUUCGCACCUAAAUACUGACCGAUUCUCUUCGGUGCCCAAACAAACAAUAGAAUACAUUUUACAC